CUACACGUACACACCAUCGCCACUCCCUCUUCGCAGACUUGUCUUCUUCUCCUUGCCGUGGAGACAGCUGCGCCGCUGCGCGUGUUUAUUGCUGUCUCCUCCUCCCCUCCCCCUCUGCCCCCCGCUUCUCUAUACGCAAGUAAGCAUCACUGCGCCGCAACGAGAUAUCGCCGCUGCGCCGGAGAUGAGAUGAAAGGAUCCGUCUUUGUGGCGCUCCUUGUUGUCGCCGCCGUUGCCGUCGUCGGCGGCGGGGCGGCGGCGGCGGCGGCCGAGGAGUUCUACGGCGGCGAGGGGCGGCCGGCGGCGGUCAAGGUGGACCCGGCGUGGCGGUUCCCGAGCCGGCGGCUGCGGGACGCGUACGUCGCGCUGCAGACGUGGAAGCGGCAGGCCAUCUUCUCCGACCCCAAGAACCUGACCGCCGACUGGGUGGGACCAGGGGUCUGCAACUACACCGGCGUCUUCUGCGCGCCACUGCCCUGGGACCGCCGCGCGCUCGCCGUAGCCGGCGUCGACCUCAACCACGGCGACAUUGCUGGCUACCUCCCGCCGGAGCUCGGCCUCCUCGCCGACCUCGCGCUGCUGCACCUCAACUCCAACCGCUUCUGCGGCGUCCUCCCGCCCACGCUCCGCCGCCUCCGCCUCCUCCACGAGCUCGACCUCAGCAACAAUCGCUUCGUCGGGUCGUUCCCCGACGUCGUCCUCGACCUCCCGGCCCUCCGCUUCCUCGACCUCCGCUUCAACGACUUCGAGGGCGGCGUGCCCAGCCGCCUCUUCGACAGGCCGCUCGACGCCAUCUUCCUCAACCACAACCGCCUCCGCUUCCAGCUCCCGGACAACUUCGGCAACUCGCCGGCAUCCGUCGUCGUCCUCGCGCACAACAGCUUCGGCGGAUGCCUCCCGGCGAGCAUCGCCAACAUGUCUGGCACGCUCAACGAGAUCUUGCUCAUCAACAAUGGGCUCAGGUCCUGCUUCCCGCCUGAGAUCGGGCGGCUGCGGGAGGUUACGGUGUUCGAUGUCAGCUUCAACGAGCUCGCCGGCCCACUGCCGCCGGAAGUGGCCGGGAUGAGGAAAUUGGAGCAGCUGGACGUCGCGCACAACCUGCUCACCGGCGCGAUACCGCAGGUGAUAUGCGAGCUGCCGCGCCUCAAGAACUUCACCUUCGCCGACAACUUCUUCACCGGCGAGCCGCCGGCUUGCGCGCGCGUCGUGCCGCGCGACGGCGACCGGAGGAACUGCCUGCCCAACCGCCCAGGCCAGCGGACGCCGCAGCAGUGCGCCGCGUUCUACGCCCGCCCGCCCGUCAACUGCGCCGCGUUCCAGUGCAAGCCGUUCGUGCCGCCCCUGUCGCCGCCGCCACCGCUUCCAUCUCCGCCUCCGCCUUCACCACCUCCACCAUCACCACCUCCUCCUUCUCCGCCUCCGCCGUCUCCACCUCCUCCAUCGCCCCCACCGCCAUCACCUCCUCCGCCUUCGCCACCGCCGCCAUCUCCACCGCCACCUCCACCACCGCCGCCAUCCCUGCCUCCGCCAUCGUCCCCUCCUCCUGCGCCAGUCCACUACCCCCCACCACCCCCGCCUGCGCCAGUCCACCACCCUCCGCCACUCCCGCCUGGUCCACAUCCGUACCCACCAUGCCCCCUUCUGCCGCCCCCGCCACCCUGCGUGCCAACACAUCCAUUGCCACCGCCGCCACCGUAUUACCCCGGCCCAUUGCCACCCACAGACCCUGUUCGAUAUGCCUCACCGCCGCCGCCGCCGCUGCAUUGAUAGAUUCUCAAAAGGAAGGAAAUUUGAAGGAUACUUGGAUUUGCUCCGGCAAUGGACAGCAGCUGCCAGAUUCACCAAUGUACGUGGUCAUUGUCAUGCUUAGUAGCGUUCUUGGUUGAUGGCUACAGGCGUUAAAGAGUGUGGUAAGCUGCACAAAUUUUUAUCAAUUAUGGUUUGUCGGUGUCCGCGCGUUGGUGCUGAAAGGGAUUGGAUUGAAGGUGAUGGCUGGGCCUUUGGAGCAUUGGGGCUGUGGAUUGAUGGGUAAUUGGUUGUGAAUAAUAAGAGGGUUUGAGAGGGACAGAAGAGGAUUUGAGAGAGGAUUGUAGGUGCAGGGACAUAUGUGGGUGUAUAAAGAAUUUCAGUUCAGUUAAGUUCAGUCAGACAUAAGUUUAUAGGAAAAUUGCCCUCAUACCAUUACAAAGAUUUGCAUCUUGUCAAAAUACUACUGGUGUGUCUAUGACAUCUAGGGUCAAGUCUCAUAUGUUAUUGAGACAUGGUAUUUUGGCAAAGUAGAAGAGAGUGGUAUGGUGGCAAUUUUUCCAAGUUAUAACAACAAAUUUGAGUGCUAUUUGUUCCUUUUAUACCAUAGUUAUUGUUGAUUAUUUUA
This is a messenger RNA of Phragmites australis (common reed), 2374 nucleotides long. Its product is annotated as leucine-rich repeat extensin-like protein 3. The coding region runs from base 190 to 1767 and encodes 525 amino acids. The transcript has a single exon. Gene Ontology annotation, molecular function: protein binding. The record is from RefSeq and is a predicted model, not a curated record. Lineage: Eukaryota; Viridiplantae; Streptophyta; Magnoliopsida; Poales; Poaceae.